UCGACGUUUCUUUUGUAGUUACUUUCGUGUGUACAUUGUGAGUGAUACAAGCAAAGUGUGGUUAACGUUGAUUGAUUAAAUAAUUAAAAUUGAAGAAAAAAUGGCUUAUGUAGAUAAUAUUGUUCAUCCUCAUAUGGGUAGUGUUUCGGAAUAUACGACCCAGCCGGAUUGGCUUAAUUCGGAGCAGAGUACUGGGACGUCAAUCAUGGCGUGUGAAUUUGAUGGCGGAGUGGUAAUAGGUGCUGAUUCUCGGGCAACAACAGGAGCUUACGUUUCCAACCGUUUCGCCGACAAAUUGACGAGAGUAACGGAUUAUAUUUAUUGUUGCCGUUCUGGCUCAGCGGCGGACACCCAGGCCAUCGCCGAUAUAGUCGCUUACCAUUUAGGAUUGCAUCAGAUGGAGCUCGGCGCGCAACCUUUAGUGGAAACCGCUGCCAACGUAUUCCGCGAGAUAUGCUACAAUUAUCGGGACUCUCUGAUGGCCGGUAUUUUAGUGGCGGGAUGGGACAAGCAAAAGGGCGGUCAGGUCUAUAGCAUUCCUAUCGGCGGUAUGUGUGUCAGACAGCCGAUCUCUAUCGGCGGUUCCGGCUCGACGUACGUGUACGGCUACGUGGACGCGCAGUAUAAGUCCAACAUGACGAAAGAGGACAGUCUCAAGUUGGUCGAAAACACACUGGCGCUAGCCAUGGCUCGCGAUGGUAGCAGCGGCGGUGUCAUACGCACCGGCGUCAUCACGGAAAAGGGAAUCGAGCGGAAAGUCACACUUGGGAAUGAAUUGCCACGCUUCUAUGAGGGCUGAAGACACUCGUUUUGCUAUGUUUAUCUCGCGAUAUAUGAUUAAUAUAAGUUAUACAUAUUUCUAGAAAUUCACGCGCGCACGGGUCAUAUCUGGCGCUCAGUUUGCUAAUUAAAGUUAAAGGACAAAAUGUGAUCGGUCGAUAUGUCGUCUUAUUUCCUGAUAUGUAUCCUGGAAACACGUUUUAUUAUAUUGCCCCCGGCGGCAAACGGAAACACCAUGCAAAAAACAAUAACAUACUGAACUAGAAAAAAAUACCUAACGCUAACUAAUGAGAGAACCUAAAUAGAGAAAAAAGCAAUAGUUCUACCGAUAUCGAUAAGAUACAAUCAUUACGAAAACAAGAUCAUAUCGCGUGGACUUAUCGUUCUUCCAAUUGCAAAGUUUAGAAAGGUUAAUCGGUUGUAUCUGUUUGUUUCCUAUUCGCUCAAUCUCUUGCAAAAAUUUGGUCGCCAGAAAUCGCGGCCCUCAAUUUAUUUGACCAAACACGUAUCCGUACCGCCACUUCUAAAUUUAGGUCGUAUUAUCCACUUGCGAUUCGCCGCCGUUGGGCGUAUAUAUCCGUCGGUCGUUUCGACUCCGUACUUUACCGUUCAUUGCCGGUUUAAUUGGAAAAUUGUCGCAAUGACACUAUCGUGAUGCGAGGUAAUCGCGGGGCAGCGACGUCGACGACGACGACGCUACGGGCUCUCCUCCUUGGGCGGUCGGCCGCGUAAUCCAUCAAGGUAGUCAUCUCUCGGUAUUCGCGAUAGAACCGCCACUAUCGCGCGUAACGUACGAUAGUCACCCUCGUUGUUGACGCGCGCGACCGACUCGGGAAACGAUUCUCCGUACUUCAUAUGUGAUUGAUACUCCGUACCGUACGCAUCGCGCGCCAAGGUGCUUUCUAAAUGGGCAAAGGAAUUGUCGGAGGAGAAGCCAGUAUUAAGAGUUAUAAGAGCGCAAACAAUAGCGUUGCCGAGGAUUACUUCUGCCAACUUGAGAGGAUCGUUGUUAAACGUUGUUAAA
Molecule: messenger RNA, 1804 nt
Organism: Odontomachus brunneus
Lineage: Eukaryota; Metazoa; Arthropoda; Insecta; Hymenoptera; Formicidae
Gene: Prosbeta1
Product: proteasome subunit beta type-6
Exons: 6
Coding region: 101-799 (232 amino acids)
Cellular component (GO): proteasome core complex
Molecular function (GO): threonine-type endopeptidase activity
Source: RefSeq, a predicted model, not a curated record